This is a messenger RNA of Misgurnus anguillicaudatus (oriental weatherfish), 6267 nucleotides long. It is a transcript of the gene lmtkb, whose product is annotated as apoptosis-associated tyrosine kinase b. The record is from RefSeq and is a predicted model, not a curated record. Gene Ontology annotation, biological process: peptidyl-tyrosine autophosphorylation; brain development. Gene Ontology annotation, molecular function: protein tyrosine kinase activity; ATP binding. Lineage: Eukaryota; Metazoa; Chordata; Actinopteri; Cypriniformes; Cobitidae.
UCCAGCAGCAGCCUGCGGAGGAAGCGUCAUGUGGAAGAUGGCGCUGUGUCGUUCAGCACUGGACAGCUCUCGUUAGAAUCAUUAAAACGCCAUCCAAACCAAAAAUUGAGAAAAUAACAACCGAAAGACAAACACAGAUUUUGCUUUGAUUCAUUUAGUCAGUCUGUCAGUGCUCGACAGAACGCGCGCGUCGUUUGGUGCAGAGACGAACCAGAAGACCCUCAAUGAUUCCUCUGCAGAGACCUUCUCUUCAAGAAUGGCCAAAGAAGCUUCAAAGCAACACCGCAAUGGCUCGAUGAGAGACUUCGAUGAAAUGGACUGAAAUUAUAUCAGUGGAUUUAUCCAUCUGUGAUCUUUUCAUUACAUGGAGGAGAGCACCGAGCCAAAGAAAGCUGUGGGAAUGACACAAUCGGACAGCCAUUAAAGUCUUUCAUUUGAUAUCAAGCCCGUUUUAAUGCUGGACUUCAUCUUAUCUUCAGCAUGCCAGCCUCUCUAGCAAUGCUGAUCAUGUCUGCGUCGUUUUUCAACCCGAGUUUUGCCCUCAGCUCUCAUUUCGACUCAGAUGGCGCUCCAUUGAGUGAAUUGUCCUGGUCUUCGUCUCUGGCUGUGGUGGCUGUCUCUUUCUCCGGACUCUUUACAUUUAUCUUCCUCAUGCUGGCUUGCCUGUGCUGCAAACGUGGUGACAUUGGCUUUAAGGAGUUUGAGAAUGCAGAGGGAGAGGAGUGCCCAGCGGACAUGUCUAUGCCGGCAUCGCCUGCAUCUCACAACGGUCCUGACGUCUACAUCCUGCCUCUCACUGAAGUCUCGCUGCCCGUCGCCAAGCAACCCGGCCGAUCAGUCCAACUCCUAAGGUCCACAGAUCUUGGGCGCCACAGCUUGCUUUAUGUAAAAGAGAUCGGACAUGGCUGGUUCGGCAAGAUAUUGUUGGGGGAGAUCCACUCUGGUCUCAGCAGUACCCAGGUUGUAGUUAAGGAACUGAAAUCCAGCGCCAGUGUUCAGGACCAGAUGCAUUUCCUCGAAGAGGCUCGACCAUACCGGUCUCUGCAACACCCGGCUCUAGUGCAAUGCCUCGCCCAAUGUACAGAUGUCACACCUUAUUUAAUGGUCAUGGAGUUCUGCCCUCUGGGUGAUGUUAAAGGUUACCUGCGCAGCUGUAGGGCAGCAGAUUCGGUGAGCCCUGAUCCUUUACUGCUUCAGAGAAUGGCAUGUGAGAUCACCUCAGGCCUACUGCACCUUCACAAAAACAACUUCAUCCACAGUGAUUUGGCUUUAAGAAACUGCCUACUAACAUCGGACAUAAGUGUCAAGAUCGGAGACUAUGGACUAUCACACAGCAAGUACAAAGAUGACUACUUUUUGACAUCAGACCAAACAUGGAUUCCUUUGCGUUGGAUAGCCCCUGAACUUGUGGAUGAGGUUCAUGGUAACUUGCUGGUUGUGGACCAAACUAGGGAGAGCAAUGUCUGGUCACUUGGUGUAACCAUCUGGGAGCUGUUUGAGUUGGGCAAUCAGCCAUAUCGCCAUUAUUCAGACAGACAGGUUCUUACUUAUGCUGUGAAGGACCAGCAAUUAAAGCUGCCAAAGCCUCUCCUCAAGUACCCUCUUGCUGAUCGCUGGUAUGAAGUAAUGCAGUUCUGUUGGCUUCAGCCUGACCAGAGGCCCACUGCAGAAGAAGUUCAUUUGCUACUUAGCUAUCUGUGUGCUAAAGGUGCCAGCGAGGCAGAGGAGGACUUCGAGAGACGCUGGAAUUCUAUGAGACCAAACACGAGCCAUGCUAAUCUACAUGGAGCAGGGGCACUUGCAAUUGACAUGCCCAUGUCAUCCACUUCUUCGUCAUUCCCCCUCCUGGAGCAGUUUCCCGCUGGAGAUGGUUACCACUCUGAAUCUGGGGAUGACAUCCUAACAGUGACUGAAACCAGCCAUGGACUCAACUUUGAGUACAAGUGGGAACAAGCUAGAGCUGAACAGCACUACCUUUCUUCUUCCACCACCGGCACUUUGGGUCAAGGCAAUCCUCACUGUCAGGAGGUCUUCUACCCUCCAGGUGGAAUGGUUGGGGGCUGUGCCGUUGAAGGACUUGCCUUAGGAGUUUCCCCUUCGUACUAUGAACCCAAGCAGCUGCAAACCCCAGUUGUGGUACCAGUCCUAAGUGCUCAUAGUCCAUCGAUGAGCAAUGAGUAUUACAUUCGCAUUGAGGAACCCGUACAAAGCAAUAUUGAUAUGAACUUCACCAUGUGUGCUUACAGUCCAGAAUUUGAAGGUAGCAAUGGAAGCUUUCUAACAGGUAGUGGAGACUCUGGGGAGUGUAUCAUCAGCUGUCCAGCUGAAACUAAGCCAGAUAUCUAUUGGGCAGCAGAGGUCCACAAAUGCAGUGCCUAUGAUUCAGACAUCAGUCCUGCUACAUCUUUAACUAUGGAGCCACUUUUAGGCCAUGGUAGCCCUCUCAGGCCAUGGGAGUCUGGUCACUAUGUUUCAUACAAAGACAGAGAUGGUGGUUACUAUUAUGAACCAUCUCCGCCUAAGAGAAUGGACCACUACCUGAUCGGAGGCCCAAUAGAUACUCCGCAAGAAAGCUGGGGGUCUCGGAGCCUAAGACAGGCUCUUGGGGAACUAGGGGACCCUUUAGGGGUCUCUCCAUCGGUCAGCAGUCCGCCACAUGACUAUGCUGAUCCUUACCUGGAGAACAUCCAAGGUACAAUUAUAGGAAAAAAUGUUACAGGAGGAUACUAUGAUAUGAUGGGUUCCUUGAGGAAGACUAUGCCAGGUAACCACUCUGUGUGUAUUGACAUAGCGACAGGUGGAGCUAUAUUUGUAGGGCGAGAUGACAGUGACUCAGAAGAAGAAGAAGAUAUAUUUGUGGAGAGGCGAGGUAGGAGCUGGUCCGCCAGCAAACCGGCUAAUAACACAAGGGGGUUUUGUCAGAGGCAGUUGUCUUGUCCGCAGGAUUCUUAUGCAGAUUUCCACUACACUAUGCCAAUGACAGAUGUUGAAGAUGCUUGGCCAGAAGAGCAGAGCCUGCCAUACCACAUGUCCAAACCAGUCGACUACUUGGAGGCACCCGUCAAGAGUAACGCUUGUUUAGUUCAUGGAAGACAUGUUGCUUCAAACCCUUCACCUGAGUGCAACCCAUAUUUACAUAUGUGCCAUGAACCCAGAGAGGCUGAAGUAUAUCCCGUACCAUGUUGUCAGGCUAUGAGUAGUUCACAUUUUGUGGACCCUCUAACAGGGGCACAUGUAAGAAAUUGCUUCAUGAUUGACUGUGUUCCAGGAAAAAGCAUUGGGUUUCCCCAAAAAGACCAGCAUCUAGGCCAAGCGCCUUUAUCUGCUGGACAUAUAGUCUCCAAAAUAGAGUCAUCAAGGGAUGGUUUAAAACAAUUUGACAUCUCCGAACAUUAUGUGGAUCUUGCAGUAGGGGACACAAUCGUCAAACAAGAAAAAGCAUUGCAUCAAGAUAUAAUUCCAACAGACCCUAAAACUGAAACCGUUACAAUCACAUCACAGUUGGAGAAAGCCCCAACCGAAUUAGUCGGUACAGAACCAGAAUCAGAGUUGAGUAAGACAGUGGACAGUGGUGUGGAUCGUGGACACUCUAGUAUCAGUCUGGUGGAAAUUUAUGACAGUAGCGAUGAUGAUAUCACUGAUGUAACCUCAGGGAUUUUUGGUGACUUCACAGUAGAAGUAGAAACUGCUGAGUACACCAAUCCAACAUUCAAGUCUUUACAAACGCAGCUUGGCACCCCAGACUCAAUAGACUCCAUUAACAUACCAUCUACAGUAUGUUCCAGUGAGACACUCAGUCCUGCCUUGAUCCAUCCGUCAUGCUCUCCCAAGACUGUGGACAGUGGUUAUGACACAGAAAACAAUGAAUCUCCAGAAUUUGUCUUAAAGGAACCACAUGAACUACAAGAUUCCAAAGCCUUAAUCCAACCCUUGGGGAAGGUAACAUCUGGGACUGCAUUUGUCAGCAAAGAUCAAGAGAUCGAAAUUGCACAAGCUGAGCAGCUAGUGGAAGAUGUUGAUAUCGUAAUUGCCUUAACAGCAUCUGAGAGCAGUGAUGGGGAGCUGAAUGCACUGAGUGAUAAAACGCCAUACAGAGAUUCUGCCUACUUCUCCGAUUAUGAUGCAGGCAAAGAUAAAGAAAGCGAAGAGGACAUCAAUGAAGUUGAGGAUCAGAAAGAUGAAAUUAUGAAUAAACAGGAACUAUUUUCUCAACUGGUGAUGGAUGUAGAUGAAAAUCGUUUGCCAAUGGAGAAUGAAGAAACGCUUAAACAGACUGAAGACGUAACCUCCACAGUUCUGCCAAAAGUAAAUGAAAGUGUUCCUGCUUGUGACCCUGCCAUCUGUAGUGUGUCUCUUCCAACUUCUGAGGAUGUAGUUUCUAUUAUAAAAUGUGUUGAUGUUGAAGAUCUUGGCAUAGAAUCAGAUAUUUCUGCUGAACUUGAACCACCUGAAACCCAAAUGAUUAAUUCGAAUGACUCCCCUGAGGCCAAUGCAAAGGAAGAGGAAAAAGUUAGGAGUGAGGAAAGUCCCCUUGACCUGCUAAGCUCCGAAGAUGAUGUUGCAAACCCCAACGAGUCCAUUCCAGAAGUCCUUAUUUCGGAAGAGAAGGUCAUAGUUAAUGAUCUGAGCUGUAACAUUAUGUCCCAAGAAGAACCAGUGACCUUUCAGAAGGAAACCGAGAAGGAAAUGGUGAUUUCCGAAGCAGAAAAUGACAGUUUAUCUGAUUCCCCUAAACUGGAGCAACUGGAACCCAGAAAUGAAAAUUCUAAAGAGGUUGGACAUAAGAGAAGCUUGACUCGUUCUUGUUCUCCUCCCCCUCCCUCUCCGCUAGAAGGACGGACAUCUCCUACAGAUGGAGAGGAGGCAGAUGAGGAAGAUGGCGACUCUGAGGACAGCGAUGAAUCGGAUGAGGAGCUGCGUACAUACAGCAUCCAGGAGCAAAGUGAAGAAAGUGAGGAUGAGAUCUUGCCUGUACCAAUUAUUGUGAGUGACUGCAGUGAUGCACACAAACUCCGAAGCCUACUGAAGAUGCCGACUCUGCAAAGCGAUACACUGUGCGAUGAAAUGGAGACUAGAAAGAAGGUGGUGUCCUUCUUUGAUGAUGUCACCGUUUAUCUGUUUGACCAGGAAAGUCCUACCAAGGAGCUGGCAGAUCACAGCUUUCCUCUUGAUGGAGAGUCGAGCAAACAGAGUACUAAGAGCAAAGUGCCAAACCAGCAAGACAAAGUCAAUGUCUCGGACGAUUCUUCUGACGGAAAUAUUUCAGAAGAGAGUGCAGGGUUGGAAUGGGAAGAUGAUUUCUCCUUGUUACCCCUUCCCACAUCUACCAAGGGGUCUCCUCCAGAUACAACCACAAAGCAGAGUCUACCGACCUGUAGCACUAAACCUGUGGCUCGGGUCUCUCGUUUCACCGUCUCUCCAUCCAAUGUGUCACGUUUCUCUAUAACACAUGUCUCAGAUUCAGAUAUGGAUUCUGCAGGAGGGAGCAGUGAAGAUGGGGAAAAGGAGUAAAUCAUCACUAUACUGCCAACCGUGAGCUGCACCUACAGACCCCUCAUUUAUUUUAAUUUUUUUUUGAGUUUGAAAAGUUGGAUCUCCUCAGAAAACUUGGAUCUUAAAGACUGUGCCUCUUAAUAUAAACAAACUCUGUACAGCAGCUCUUUUUAUAGGGCUUAGGAAUAAACACCUGAAGAAAGACUGAAAACACACAAAUGAAUCAUUUUAAAUGGAAGUUUUGAUGGAUCUGAUUGGUUUAAUACGGAGCUACUGGAAAUGAACUGUGACUGUUUACAACACAAAACCUACAAUACUGUAGUUUGAGUAAGUGUUCAAAACACACUCAAGGUAUGGUUGCACUAAAAAUCGGCAAGAAGAUCAAAAGAUGAGCAAACUGCAACAAAACUCUGAAGUAGCAAUGCCGGUAAUGUCAGUUUAGAAGAAUGAAGGGUUUUAAAAUGCUAUUUAACAGUGUUUAUAUGACUAAAAAAAAGUUUGACACAUGGCUGCCUUGUGUUUGUCACCUUACUAGAGUAGCAUAGUGUUAUGGUGAUGUGGCAAUCUUAAACCAGUUUUAUGAGUUUCUUGUAGAUUUCAAAUUGAUUUCUUUUUAAAGAAGAUUUUAAAACUUGUCAGUAUUUAUUUGUCAUUAUUAUACAUGGCUUUAAGUCAAUUUCCAUAUAUGGCAAAUGGUUUUGAUAUUUUGUUAUUCCCUUGUUUGGAGCCAAAUCAUGUCCCACUCAAUUGGGUUAAAAUGUUACAACUUUAAAU